CCGCCCACUGUUAAUCCCGUAUAUCCACCAACACACUGUCAGGCAUUUAUCCACAACACGAAUACAAGCUCCUCAAGAGUCGCCUGCAAGUUACCUUUUCGAUAUCUACAAUUUGACAUUUAAGAGCGAAUUUUCGUUGAUUCACUUCUGACGGGGUUGAGCAAUACCCUGCACAAGCUGGCUACCAUGGCACAGAGUGAAGAUGCAGGGAGUGUUACGCCUGUGGACUUUAUCCAGUUACAGGAAUAUAUGGAAUAUAGUACUUUACGGGUGCAAGACGUGUUGAAGGAGUUUCAUUCAGGUGAUAAGCAAGGCCAGACCAAGUUCGAAGAGUACAUGGACGCAGCUGGCUUCGCACAGUUCCUCAAGACCUACCUCGAGGACGAGGAUUUUCCCGAGGAUCUCUGCGGACGUCUGUUUAAAUAUUUUCAACAUUUUGAACACGACGAGGCGGAAACCCCGAAAAGAGAAGAUGGGGUGUUCCUCCGUGACGUUUCCUGCUACUUCUCCAUACUGGAGGACGGGCAGCCGAGAGAGAAGUUAGAAUGUACAUUCAAACUUUAUGACCAAGAUGGCAAUGGACUUCUGGAUAGCUCUGAAGUGGAUCGUAUAAUCGCCCAAAUGAUGCGCGCUGCAGAAUAUCUGGGCUGGGAUGUGACUGAACUCAGACCAGUGCUCAAGGAUCUGAUGGGGGCGAUCGACGUGGACGGCAGUGGAAGUGUCAACCUGGAUGAGUGGAUUAAAGGGGGCAUGAACAACGUGCCUUUACUGGUGCUGUUGGGCCUCAAGAUGACAGAGAGGGAUGGACAGCAUAGCUGGAGGAUGAAGCAUUUCAACAAGCCGACCUACUGUAACGUCUGUCAGGGCAUGCUUCUUGGCCUGGCGAAGCAAGGACUCUGCUGCACCUACUGCAAGUACACAGUCCACAGUCAGUGUGCCAACAAGACCGCUGAGCAAUGCCCUCCAACCUUCGUCAGGUCUAAGAAGGAGCUUGGUGUGCCUGCUCACGACUGGAUCAGUGCAGACUGUAGCUCCAGAAAGUGUAAGGUGUGCCACAAGAAGAUCAAGCACUUUGUAGGGAGCCGUUGCGUGUGGUGCCAAGAGAUGCGUCAUGACGACUGUUUGAAAUCUUGCGUGACGUGUGAAUGCGGAUUGCUGAAAGAUCACAUCCUGCCCCCAUGGGCCAUAUAUGCUUUCUCAGGGGACGAUAAUACUUCUAAUUCUUUAGAAGACACCAGUAUGUUCAAUGUUACCCCUGACGGACACAUCCUGCAGAUUGUUCCGGUCCCAGACAUCCACCCUCUGCUUGUGUUCGUAAACCCCAAGAGUGGUGGGAAGCAGGGGGAGAGAGUACUGAGGAAAUUUCAGUACCUUCUGAACCCUCGGCAAAUCUACAACCUGCGUAACGGAGGACCCGUCCCUGGACUAAAUUUCUUUCGCAGUCUGCACGACUACAGAAUCUUAGUGUGCGGUGGGGAUGGGACGGUUGGGUGGAUUCUGGACGCUAUAGACAAGGCGGAGCUCCCUGUGCGCCCCCCUGUCGCUAUCCUCCCCCUCGGCACGGGGAAUGACCUGGCCCGCUGCCUCCGCUGGGGGGGAGGGUACGAUGGCUCGGAUCUGCGCGACGUCCUGAAGGACAUUGCUGGCAGCGUGUUGGCGCCGAUGGACCGCUGGACCGUCCAGGUCAUCCCAGACGACCCCACGGAAGACGGAGACCCCGUGCCGUACCCGAUCAUAAACAACUACUUCUCCAUCGGGGUGGAUGCCUCCAUCGCUCACCGCUUCCACCACAUGAGGGAGAAGCAUCCGCAUAAGUUCAGCAGCAGGGUGAAGAACAAACUCUGGUAUUUUGAGUUUGCCACGUCCGAGACAAUAUCUGCAUCCUGCAAGAAUCUGAAAGAUUGUCUAACCAUUGAGUGCUGUGGCGUGCCGUUAGAUAUCACCUCCCUAUCUCUGGAAGGCAUAGCAGUGGUCAACAUACCCAGCAUGCACGGCGGCUCCAACCUCUGGGGCGAGUCGAAGAAGGCGGACAAAUCCAGCCAUCAUGCGUUGGACAAGUCUGCGGAGGUCAUCACCGACCGGGAGCUGCUUAAGACACGCUCUCAGGAUAUGAGCGAUAAGCGUUUGGAGGUGCUGGGUCUCGAGGGAGCCAUGGAGAUGGGUCAGAUCUACACAGGGCUGAAGAGUGCCGGGCUGAGACUCGCGCAAACCCCCCAGAUCACUAUCAAGACACUCAAACCCCUUCCCAUGCAGAUUGAUGGGGAGCCUUGGAUGCAACCUCUCUGUACUAUCCACAUUACUCACAAAAACCAAGCUAACAUGCUCAUGGCUCCACCAUCCAAACGAUCCGGGUUCUUCCACCUGAAGUAGGGAUUCCCUGCUUGUGCUGUAAAUCUUCCUACUGUUAUCCAAUGGACACAAAGUGCAAAUCACCGUAGACAAAUAUGUAUGCAUAGGAUGUUUAGGAUCAAUAUUACAUACAUUUACAUUUCAUCUUUGCAUGCACCAAAACUCCCAAUUUACUCACAACUGCUUAUAGUAAAUGUGUUCCCUUUUUUCAUUUAAUUUGCAUUCUUAAUAAUUAAUGCUUAUAUUCCUAUUUUAAUAACAAUAAUGUUAAUGUUAUUAUUAUUCAGUUUUCCCCGUCGAUGUACAUAAAUAAUGAUAACUAUCAAUUUUAGCUAGAUGCAUGGCUGGCUAUGUUUAGAAUCCCAGAGAUAAGCUAAUGGUAGCCGCUGCGCAAUGUUUUCCUUUUCCGGAGAAAAUUUGCCAACUCUGCAUCCAGCUUAUAGCUGUAUCCAUUUCAACUCAAAUGCCAGUAUUUACCCAUGUUUAAGCACGGCUCUGGUUGUCUUUUUCCAAAGAGGACGAGUCCUUUUAGGUCGGGUAGAAUCGAGUACAAUCUCAGUGGAUCGAGUUUGAGUGCUUGCUUCCAUGGCUGCAGCACGCUUUGUUUGUGUGUCAAUUUUCAAGUUUCAUACCUGGCAACCAGGAGUUUCGGAAUGGUCAGUUGGCGGAGUCAACUGGGUGAACCACACAGGUCAAAUCAUAAACACUUACUCUGAAACCGGAAUUUGGAAAUUUAAAAGGAGAACAUACAUAUAGCAUUGUCGGAGAAGCCAGUAGUUUGACUUUUAUCUGAUUACAUAUUAUUGUCCUUUUAUGAUUUAGUGCAGUCAAUUUGUUAGUCCUUUAACCAACCGUUCAAGCUAGACAACCUUCAACCAUCAACUGGCAUAUUUAGUAUGUCCUGUUUUAUAUACAGCAGAAAUAUACAAGCUUAUUACUUUACAGCCAUAUUGCUAUUCAUCAUUUAUAUUAUCAUAGUUGUUUUUGUGGCUUUCCUAUGCUGAAUCUAAUUAUGUUUAUUGCAUUUCUUUGUUUCUUUUAUUUGUGUUUGUUAAUCACAGCCAUCCUAUUUUAUUCUUUAUUUUAUCACUUGCAUCUGUUUUAGAGAUAGAAUAGGCUAGUGUAUUAUGUUGCUGUUUUAACAGUUGUAAGAGAACCAUGUAAGAUGAACUUUGUUAAAUGUGACCAAAUGUUGUUAUGUGUUGUCCUUUGAAUAACCAACUGUACAGAUUGAGGUCUGCCAGGACUGGGUAAAGAGGUGUUCUUGCCAAUGUUUAUCAUUGAUUCAAAGGCCUAAAAUCCUUGAUCUCAAUCAUUGAUUUAUCAUAAACUUUCUUCAGUAGAAAAUACACAAUUAAUCAAAACAAUAUAUUAGCUUUUGUGACCUAGUCUGCAUUGUUGUUGGGUUUGUGAAUUGUAUUUAAUCAACGAUUCUGGAUCAUUUCUCUCUCACUGUAUGUCAGUAUAUGGGUUGCGUCCUGUAAAAGAUUUGUCCAUUGACAGACUCAACACUCACCCAUUUUGUAUUUCUGCUUGUGAAAUACAAAAUGGGAAAUUGAACGAAACAAUUCUGGGGGCAGCAGCUGGGGCUGUCCAUAGUUGUAAAGUGACCAGGGUAAUGUAAACAAAGCUUAGUUACCGAUCAUUCUUUUAAUGGCGGCGAAGGCUAAGCAUGGCUCAUGCGGAAAGCUCAGAAAAAAUCAACAACGGUAUACUUUACUGCGGGCUGGACCUUGUGCCCGUCUCGAGGACAUAGCUGGCACUGUGGGAGCAUUAGCGGCGUUCCUCUCGCUGGGCGAAUAGACUUGAGGCCUACCUGACACUUAUAACUUCUAUAACUACCAGACCAUCUAACUUUCCCUCGAUCUUAAAAAAGAAAUCAGAAGGCAGGUCCCGUGGGAAGGGGUGUGUCUGACGCGGGUGAGUGAUGUGCAGUGUGGAGUCAUGUUCUGUUGCUGUGAGAAAGAAAAUGCAUAAUUAGUAUACGGUUAUUUUAUGUUUAUAUUGUCGCUGACAUAUGGAAGUCUGCAGCUGCGACUUAAACAUAAUAGUGUUUGUAAUUCCUGGUGACGGCUUUGCACUAACAGGACAUUGCUCUUGUGCAAGCUUCUAUGAGCAGAACAGGUGCUCCUGUUUUGCUUUGUUGUCCCUUUCCAAUUUUAAUGUGAAUGUAAGACAAAUACAGCCCUUUAACAGUGUUCUGAAUUGUAAUUAUAAAUAUAAAUAAAAAGCUAUAAAUACAUAAA
This is a messenger RNA of Gadus morhua (Atlantic cod), 4595 nucleotides long. It is a transcript of the gene dgkab, whose product is annotated as diacylglycerol kinase, alpha b. The coding region runs from base 187 to 2370 and encodes 727 amino acids. The transcript is spliced from 24 exons. The record is from RefSeq and is a predicted model, not a curated record. Gene Ontology annotation, biological process: phospholipase C-activating G protein-coupled receptor signaling pathway. Gene Ontology annotation, cellular component: plasma membrane. NCBI's taxonomy places the organism in Eukaryota, Metazoa, Chordata, Actinopteri, Gadiformes, Gadidae. Gene Ontology annotation, molecular function: ATP-dependent diacylglycerol kinase activity; calcium ion binding.